Messenger RNA from Paramecium primaurelia, 264 nucleotides. NCBI's taxonomy places the organism in Eukaryota, Ciliophora, Oligohymenophorea, Peniculida, Parameciidae. The record is from the annotation of a GenBank genome assembly.
AUGAUUUAUUAGAUUUAAUAAAGGAAGAAAAGUAAUUAAUAUAGAUUUACAACCAACCUUAUUCUAUCUAUUAUUGAAGAUGAUGUUAAUGAAUUAAAUAGAGUAAUCUCUUUAAAAAGUAGUUAAAUUAAAAAGUAUUUUAAUUAUUUAAUUACUAAUAGACUAAGAUUCAAACUAUAGUAAUUUAAAUAACACAUAAUAGAUGAAGAAGAUAUGUCACUUUAAUUUCAAACACAUUUUUACUAGAAACAACACUAAAACUGA